CUGAGAUCGACAUCUUGCUACAGUCCAAUACAUUAUCAUGUCUAAAUCAAACCCUCUUGCAAUUGGUGGUCAGAGAGUCUCUGGUGCUGAAGUGCGCCAACAGAAUGUCUAUAUUUACUACCAAUGCUUUAUAGUCAUUGCUGUCCAGUCUAUUGCAAACAUUGUCAAGAGUUCUCUCGGUCCUGUUGGUCUGGAUAAAAUGUUGGUCGAUGACAUUGGUGAUGUAACCAUCUCUAAUGACGGUGCUACAAUCCUCAAAUUACUCGAGGUCGAACAUCCUGCUGCAAAGGUUCUUGUCGAACUUGCUCAACAGCAGGAUAAGGAGGUUGGUGAUGGCACUACUUCUGUUGUCAUUGUUGCUGCCGAAUUGCUACGGAGAGCAAACGAUCUGGUCAAAAACAAGAUCCAUCCUACUACCAUCAUCACUGGUUACAGGCUCGCUAGUAAGGAAGCAGUCAAGUUUAUUGCAGAGCAAAUGGCCAUCAAAGUUGAAAGUCUGGGUCGUGACUGCUUGAUCAAUGUUGCCAAGACUUCCAUGUCCUCCAAGAUCAUUGGAUCUGAUAGCGAAUUCUUUUCAAAUAUGGUUGUUGAUGCCAUGACUGCUGUCAAGUCUACCUCUGAAAAGGGUGAAGCAAGGUAUCCCAUCAAAGCUGUCAACAUUCUUAAAGCACAUGGAAAAAGUGUCAAAGAAAGUACUCUAGUCAAGGGUUAUGCUCUCAACUGUACUGUUGCUUCCCAAGCUAUGAAGACUAGGAUCCAAGGUGCCAAAAUUGCUUGCCUUGACAUCAACUUGCAAAAGGCACGCAUGCAUCUGGGUGUUCACAUUGUAAUUGACGAUCCCGACAAGCUUGAAGAUAUUCGUAAACGUGAAAUUAAAAUUACUACUGAGCGUAUUCAAAAGAUUUUGGAUGCCGGUGCUAAUGUGAUUCUGACCACUAAAGGUAUUGACGAUCUUUGUCUCAAACUUUUUGUUGAGGCUGGAGCCAUGGCUGUUCGUCGCUGCAAGAAGGACGAUCUUAAACGCAUUGCCAAGGCAACUGGAGCUACUUUUAUCUCUACACUCGCAAAUCUGGAGGGCGAGGAAACCUUUGAAGCAUCUUAUCUUGGUCAUGCUGAGGAAGUUGUUCAAGAACGCAUUUCUGAUGAUGAAUGCAUCUUGGUCAAAGGAACCAAGGUUCACUCUUCUGCAUCCAUCAUUCUACGUGGUGCCAAUGACUACAUGCUGGAUGAGAUGGAGCGAUCUGUACACGAUUGUCUCUGUGCUGUAAAGCGCACUCUUGAAAGCAACACUGUUGUUCCUGGAGGUGGUUGUGUAGAAGCUGCUCUUUCAAUCUAUCUUGAAAACUUUGCCACUACUCUGGCUUCGCGCGAGCAACUUGCUAUUGCUGAAUUUGCCAAUUCUUUGCUUGUCAUUCCCAAAACUCUAGCUGUCAAUGCCGCCAAAGAUUCUACUGAUUUGAUUGCUAAACUUCGCGCAUACCAUAAUGCUGCUCAGAGUCCAGGAGCUGAUGAGGCUAAAAAGGCAUUAAAAUGGUCGGGUCUGGAUUUGAUCAAUGGUGUGGUUCGCGACAAUCUCAAGGCUGGUGUGAUUGAGCCUGCCAUGUCCAAGGUCAAGUCUUUCAAAGCCGCCACUGAGGCUGCCAUUGCGUUGCUGCGUAUUGACGAUAUGAUUAAAAUUGACCCCGAACCUCAGCAAGAGGAUCCCCACGGUCAUUAAGCGAUGAAUAGGUGUAGACAAGUGAGCAAAUGGGUGUUGCAUAACCGAUGCUAUUUGAAAUAAAGGCAAUACUUCAUUUAU
Batrachochytrium dendrobatidis JAM81 is the source of this 1798-nucleotide messenger RNA. RefSeq names its product chaperonin-containing T-complex alpha subunit TCP1. The transcript has 8 exons. The record is from RefSeq and is a predicted model, not a curated record. Gene Ontology annotation, molecular function: ATP hydrolysis activity; ATP binding; ATP-dependent protein folding chaperone. Lineage: Eukaryota; Fungi; Chytridiomycota; Chytridiomycetes; Rhizophydiales. Gene Ontology annotation, cellular component: chaperonin-containing T-complex. The coding region runs from base 38 to 1717 and encodes 559 amino acids. Gene Ontology annotation, biological process: protein folding.